Molecule: messenger RNA, 2811 nt
Organism: Pteropus alecto (black flying fox)
Lineage: Eukaryota; Metazoa; Chordata; Mammalia; Chiroptera; Pteropodidae
Product: cytochrome P450 4X1
Exons: 12
Coding region: 102-1622 (506 amino acids)
Molecular function (GO): iron ion binding; oxidoreductase activity, acting on paired donors, with incorporation or reduction of molecular oxygen; heme binding
Source: RefSeq, a predicted model, not a curated record
GCACAGAGACGCAGUGGGCUGAGUGAUCCUCCUCCGAGCGUGGGGCUUCAGAAAGCUCACCCUCUCCCCGGCCCCCAGGGAGCAAUCUGCAGCGCGGAGCGAUGGACUCCUCCUGGCUGGAGACACGCUGGGCGCGGCCCUUUCACCUGGCGUUCGUGUUCUGUCUGGCCCUGGGGCUGCUGCAGGCCAUCAAGCUCUACCUGCGGAGGCAGCGGCUGCUGAGAGACCUGCGCGCCUUCCCCGGGCCCUCCACCCACUGGUUCUACGGGCACCAGAAGUUAAUUCAGGAUGGUAAAUUGGAAAAACUUGAAGAGCUUGUCGAAAAAUACCCGCGUGCCUUUCCUUUCUGGGUUGGGCCCUUUCAGGCAUUUUUCUAUAUCUAUGACCCGGACUAUGCAAAGACAUUUCUGAGCAGAACAGAUCCCAAGUCCAAGUACCUGUGCAAGUUCUUGGUUCCAUGUCUUGGAGAAGGACUACUGAAUCUAAAUGGACCCAAGUGGUUCCAGCACCGACGCCUAAUAACUCCUGUAUUCAAUUUUAACAUCUUGAGAUCGUACAUCAAGGUCAUGGCCCAUUCUGUGAAUAUAAUGCUGGGUAAGUGGGAGAAGAUUUGCGGCACUCAGGACACACUUGUGGAGGUCUUUGGGCACAUCCGUUUGAUGACCCUGGACACACUUAUGAAAUGUAUUUUCAGCCAGGAGACCAACUGCCAAAUAAACAGCACCGAUGAUCAUUAUGUAAAAGCAAUGUCUGAAGCCAGCAAAAUCAACUUUUCCCAUUUGUACGGUUUCUUACUUCACCAUGACAUAAUUUUCAAAUUCAGCCCCGACGGCCACCGCUUACAGGAGUUAAGCAAAAUUCUGCAUCAGUACGCAGACCAGAUAAUCCAAGAUAGAAAGAACUCCCUCAAGGACGAGAAGAAGCAGUGUAACACUCAGAAGAAGUACCAGGAUUUUCUGGAUAUUGUCCUUUCUGCCCAGGGUGAAAAUGGUGACAGCUUCUCAGACACUGAGCUACGGUCUGAGGUGAACACAUUCAUGGUGGCAGGGCAAGACACCAUGGGAGGGAGCAUUUCUUGGCUCCUCUACCACCUGGCUCAGAACCCUGAGCAUCAGGAGAAAUGCCGGGAGGAGAUCAGGAGCAUCCUGGGGGAUGGGUCGUCCAUCACCUGGGACCAGCUGGGUGAGAUGUCAUACACCACAAUGUGUAUCAAGGAGUCUCUCCGAUUGAUCCCUACGGCCUUAUCCAUUUCCAGAGAACUCAGCAAGCCCAUUACCUUCCCAGAUGGACACUCCUUGCCUGCAGGAAUAACGGUGGUUCUCAGUAUAUGGGGUCUUCACCACAACCCUGCCAUCUGGGAAAACCCAAAGGUCUUUGACCCCUUGAGGUUCUCUCAAGAGAAUGCUAAUCAGAGACACUCUCACUCCUUCUUACCAUUCUCAGCUGGACCAAGGAACUGCAUCGGGCAGCACUUUGCCAUGAUUAAGUUAAAGGUGACCAUCGCUUUGAUUUUGCUUCGCUUCAGGUUGACUCCAGACCCCACCAGGCCUCUCUCCCUCUUGCCCCAGGUUAUCCUCAAACCCAAGAAUGGGGUCCACUUAUACCUGAAAAAGCUUUCCUAAUAUUAGAGCCCGUGGUACAACGAUUAUAUAUUUUUUGUUUUUAAAGUUAAAUUACAACUAAUAGUCCAAGAAAAUGAAGAGGAAUCAAAGCAUGGUGGGAGGAUUAGGAGUACAUGGGAUGGGGGUCUCUGUAGAACUGCAUAUUAUUCAAAAACAUUUCUAGGGGACCUAGAUCUGUGUCACCUCGACCUGUUUCAGUAUGAGUUUGGGAGAUUUUCAGAUCUUUUCUCUUUGAUUUUGGCUACUAUUAACGCUAUAUACCAAGAAGUUUGCUAGGUGAUUUCCAUAUAUGUCCUGUUGUUUUUAACAAUGCUUUUCAGAAUUACACAGCAGUAGGUGAAUGUAUUCUCAGUAGAAAAGAUUUCUAAUGCUAGGAAAGCAUGCAGAGUAAAAGGUAAAAAUCCCAUUUCAUGUAGCACAGCCCUCCCUGCCCUGACCAAUCAUACUGCUUUUCCUAAAAACAAAGUAGUUUGGUGUGCAUUCUUUCAGACUUUUUCGUGUAUGUUUCAUAUGUAUAUAUGUAUGUAUUUGUUCUUAGCAAAUUACAAUCAUACAAUACAGUGAUAUCAACUAUAGUUGCCAUAUGUUACAUCGUAUCCUCAUAGCAGAAACAAUUCUGUGAGCAACUCCACAUAUCCAUAUGGAUGUGGAUCAUUUCCAUAUUGUUCUAGCUUUUUUCACUUAUAAAAAUACAUCUCGACAGUCCACAACUGACCACCACUGAGCAGAUCAGAUUCACUCCUCGCUGCCUUGCUCCGCUUCCUCUGCAACCAUGUCUGAUAAACCCGAUAUGGCUGAGAUUGAGAAAUUCGAUAAGUCGCAAGAAAAGAACCCAUGAUCAUCAGAAGAAAUGAUUGAACAGGAGAAGCAAGCAGGUGAAUCGUGAUGAGGCACGCACUGCCAAUAUGCACUGUACAUUCCACAAGCAUUGCCUUCUUAUUUUACUUCUUUUAGCUGUUUAACUUUGUAGGAUGCAAAGAGGUUGGAUCAGGUUUAAAUGAUUGUGCUGCCCCUUUUUCACAUCCAAGAACUACUGACAACGAAGGCCGCACCUGCCUCUCCCACCUGCCUGUCUGGCUGGCAGAGAAGGAAAAGAACUUAUUGGGGAAGGCAGAAGCUGGUGGGAUAACACUGAAAUCUGGAGUGAAAACCAAGCUGGUCCAAGGUGUCCUGCAGGCUGUAAAAUGCA